AUGGCGGCGGCGGGCGGCGGCGGCGGCAGCGGCGGCGGCAGGGCCUGCUUCGUGCUGGGCGCCUCCGGGGAGACGGGCCGGGCGCUGCUGCGGGAGCUGCUGGCCCGGCGGCUCUUCGCCAGGGUGACGCUGGUCGGGCGGCGCCGGCUGAGCCUGGGCGAGGAGACGGGGGCGGCCGUGGAGCAGGCGGUGGUGGACUUCGAGCGGCUGAGCGAGCAUGCUGCCGCCUUCCAGGGACACGACGUCGGCUUCUGCUGCCUGGGCACCACCAGGGCCAAGGCCGGCGCGGCUGGCUUUGUCCGCGUGGACCGGGACUACGUAGCGCAGGCAGCAGAGCUGGCGCGGGCAGGGGGCUGCAAACACUUUGUGCUGCAGUCCUCUCAGGGGGCAAACCAGCACAGCCGCUUCCUCUACCUCCGCGUGAAGGGAGAAGUGGAGAACCUGGUCCAGGCUGUUGGUUUUGAUCGCUGUACCAUUCUCCGGCCAGCGGUGCUGCUGUGCAAGCGCCAGGAGUCCCGCCCCGCGGAGUGGAUGGCCCAGCAGUUUCUGGGUGCUGUGGCUUGGGUCUUCCCCACCGCUUACUCGGUGCCUGUGGAAACGGUGGCCAGGGCUAUGGUGGCCAGCGUGCUGCAGCCAGGUGAGGGGAAGGUGGAGGUGCUGGAGAAUGGGGCCAUCCACGAGCUGGGAAAGGCAGUGCCACAGGAGGGCACGUAGAGCAAGAGGGAUGGGCAGGAAGGAGCUUGAUUCAGAUGCUCUUCUGGGCUGAGGAUGAAUGCACAUGUGGGAAAGGAGUGGGGUGCUUGCAUGGCUAAUGUGGAGCUAGGGAUGCGCUUCUUUGCACAGUAGCCGAUUCUGUCAAGUGAUCAAAAAUGCAGGUGCUGGCUGAUGGGUGAGGAGAAACAAUGUGCUCUGCUGCCUGGAUCCAGUUUGCAAAUCUGGGUAAAAAUGGUGUAAUCCAAGCAAUUUCUUGAAUUGUGGCCUUCAAUAAAAUCCUAUGAGUGGUCUC
Messenger RNA from Gavia stellata (red-throated loon), 1006 nucleotides. It is a transcript of the gene HTATIP2, whose product is annotated as HIV-1 Tat interactive protein 2. Bases 1 to 714 code for a protein of 237 amino acids. NCBI's taxonomy places the organism in Eukaryota, Metazoa, Chordata, Aves, Gaviiformes, Gaviidae. The record is from RefSeq and is a predicted model, not a curated record. Gene Ontology annotation, biological process: import into nucleus. Gene Ontology annotation, cellular component: cytoplasm. The transcript is spliced from 5 exons.